GAAAAAAAAAAAGGUUUGAGGGGCCUCAUGCUAAUGCUCUUAGUCUUAUGAACUUUAUGGGAACGAACUAAUAAAGUUAGUUAAUUGAAUACAAAUUAAAUUAAAUUAAAUAUACCAAGUUCAAAGAAGAAACAACAGCCUCAUGUAGCAUCCUCUUUUUAUUUUAUUCAUUUAUUGAUUGAUCAUACUGAUAUUGCGAAUGGUUGUUGGCUUUGUAGGGAGAUAGACAAAGGUGGGGGCGGUGGGGGCAACGGUGCUGAUUCAAAAGCUCUGAGAUAGAAAGAGAGAGUGGGAACAUUCUGAUAUUGGUUGGCUUUUAGUGUUUGUGACUUUCUAUGUGUGCCUGUCUAAUAUGAGAAACAGCUCAUCUUCUCUUUUCGACCAAAUUAUCUAACAUACUUAAUUAAACAAAACAUAAACCGUGGAUUAACUUUGAUUGAGUGUGGGGUUCUUUGUUUAAAUCUCUCCAUAUACCAUACCACCUUCUCUUUCACAAAGGAACUUGUGUGUUACUCUGCUAAACUAAAGAGUGAUCUUUGUGGAGCAUAAACCACCAAAAAGAUGAUGCCUUUUGUCUACUAAUUCGGGUGAUUCUCUCAACUCAUACCGAGAUAUGCUGUCUUGUGUUUGCAGCAGGGUUCUGUGCUGUGCUUGGCUUCAAAGGAGGGAAAGGGGAAUGCUGAUUAUGAAAUUUCCUUUCUGAAAAAAAUCAAAUUUUUUUUUUUCCUUCGGACCACUAAGGAGUUUGGUGACUUGGUGUUGCUGGUGGCAUCUGAAAUCCCAUUUGUUGAAGAUACCUAGAUUCAGAUAUUAAAUUUAAUAAGAGGGUUUGCAAGCUGGUGUCAGUUUUGAGCAAGUGGGGGUGUCUCCUCUUAUCUCUGAGAAUUUUGUAUAUUUAUAAUUAUAUAUAUACAUGUGUGUGUUUAUGACGGUCUCUUCUGUUGGCAAUGUCUCCUAAGAUGGCCUUAUUUGCCGCUCUCAUUGGGGUUUGUUACCAAUUUAGUAAGCAACCUCCUCUUUGAGUCUCUUACCAUUCAAGUCAAAAACUAUAACCAAACCAAACCUUUGCUCCCCCAAGAAAAAAAAAAGAAGAAAAUUUUGGAGAGAUUAAGCCAUCCUAGCUUUUCUGUUUGCACUCAUACUGGCCUUGAUUUGUGGGAAAAGAUUCGGUCAUACUAGGAAGGGGAAGCAACAUUACCACAGUUUCUAUAUGAUGCUUCUUUUCUUUACCUUGGAACAUUAGCAAGUUACUACAUUCCUUUUUUAAUUUUCCAUCCAAGUCCUACUUGGUGGCUGCAGCUGAAGGAGUAGCUAUAAGAAUUGGAUCCAAGUUGGGAAAACUGUAUUAUAGGUUUUUUUAAUUGGCCAAGAUGAAGUUUAUGAAACUUGGAUCAAAGCCUGAUACUUUUCAGACUGAUGGAGAUAAUAUCAGGUAUGUGGCAACUGAUUUGGCAACUGACAUAGUCAUUAAUGUUGCAGAAGUAAAAUUUUAUCUUCAUAAGUUUCCUCUUCUGUCCAAAAGCACACGCCUGCAGAAGUUAGUUAGUGGCACCAAUGAGGGGAACAAUGAUGAAGUCUACAUCCAUGACAUUCCUGGAGGACCUGUUGCAUUUGAGAUAUGUGUCAAGUUCUGUUAUGGUAUGGUAGUGACUCUCAAUGCGUACAAUGUUGUCGCAGCUCGCUGCGCUGCAGAGUAUCUUGAGAUGUACGAAACUGUUGAGAAAGGAAACCUUAUCUACAAGAUUGAAGUCUUCCUCAACUCCAGCAUUUUCCGGAGCUGGAAAGACUCGAUUAUUGUUCUUCAAACUACCAAGUCCCUUCUUCCUUGGUCUGAGGAACUUAAGAUUGUGAGCCAUUCCCUUGACUCCAUAGCUACCAAGGCUUCAAUGGAUACAUCCAAAGUGGAGUGGUCAUACACAUACAACAGGAAAAAGCUCCCAUCCGAAAACGGGAACGAUCCUCAUUGGAACGGUGUGAGGAAACAACAGACGGUUCCAAAGGACUGGUGGGUGGAAGACCUUUGUGAUCUUCAACUUGAUCUCUAUAAGCGGGUCAUAUCAACAAUAAUAACUAGAGGAAAUGUUUCUAGUGCUGUAAUUGGAGAAGCUCUAAGUGCUUAUGCCUCAAGAAGGUUGCCUUGCUUUACCAAGGGUACGAUGCAGGCCGGGGAUAUAACAAAGAAUACAAUAUUGUUGGAGACUAUAAUUCGACUAUUGCCUGCGGAAACAGGCAGUGCCUCCUGCAGUUUCUUGCUCAAGUUAUUAACAGCAGCUGUUGUGCUGGAAUGCGAACCGUCGGAAAAGUCCAAACUGAUGAGGAGAAUUGGACAAUGCCUUGAGGAGGCUACAGUGGAUGAUCUUUUAAUAUGUGGCCAAGUUGGUGAGACAACAACGUUUGAGGUUGAUACCGUGCAAAGGCUAGUUGAAGAGUUUAUAGCACAUGAGCAGCAUAGUCAGGCCGAAUCUCUGUCGGAAGAUGAACUGCAUGAGAUGAGAAGCCCAAGUAUGGUAUCAGAUAACUCUAAGAAGAUGAAGGUUGCAAAGCUUGUGGAUGGCUACCUUGCUGAGAUUUCACGAGAUCCCAAUUUGCCUAUUUCGAAUUUUGUCAAUCUUGCCGAAUUGGUAUCAAGCUUCCCAAGACCAUCCCAUGAUGGUCUUUAUCGCGCCAUUGACAUGUACUUGAAGGAACAUCCUGGGAUCAGCAAAGGCGAGAAGAAGAGAAUAUGUAGGUUGAUGGAUUGCAGGAAGUUGUCUGCAGACGCGUGCAUGCAUGCCGUGCAGAAUGAGCGGCUUCCGCUGCGUGUGGUGGUGCAGGUUCUCUUCUUUGAGCAGAUGAGAGCCGCUGCAACAUCCGGAGGGACCGGCACACCGGAGCUUCCGGGAUCCAUGAGGUCCAUGCUCCCCGCCGGAUCUCAGGGCAGCUCACGGUCGACGACAAGCAAUACAGAAGAGGAAUGGGACGCCGUGGCGACAGCAGAAGAGAUAAAGACACUGAAAGGAGAACUGAACACACACAAAUUAUCAGGCGGUGGUAACAAUGAUGAUGUUAAAGGGAACGCUGAAAAAGUGGCUGCCAACAAAAUGAAAGGGUUCCUGUUUUCAAAGAAGAUACUGUCCAAGAUUUGGUCAAGCAAAGAAAGGAAUGGAGAGAUUACCAGCUCUGACACUUCAGAAAGCCCUGCUUCUACAGUCAUAGAGGAGUCAAAAUCAACCCCUUCUAGAAGUAGGAGGCACUCAGUAUCUUAGGGAGGGACAUGUUUUCUUUUGUAUAAUCUUCUCUCUCUCUCUCUCUCUCUCUCUCUCUAUAGUAUUAGAUUACGACCCAUUUUUGUUGUGCUGUAACGAGGAAAGAAAUCUCAUUGUCUUUGUUGUAGAUCAGAUCAGGAUUAUUGGAGAUUGCUUGUGACAGGGGAGAUUUUAGCAGAAUUUAAAGGCAAAAGAGGUUAACUAGAAUCAAUUCGCAAUAAGCUUUUAGUGUUGUUCAUACAUGUGCUAGUUUUUAAGACUAAGAUUGAGGAUGUUCAAGUUCAACAACAAAAUAAAAUGCAAUAAAAUAAAAGGUUAUUUUGCUA
This is a messenger RNA of Arachis ipaensis, 3571 nucleotides long. Its product is annotated as phototropic-responsive NPH3 family protein NPY4. NCBI's taxonomy places the organism in Eukaryota, Viridiplantae, Streptophyta, Magnoliopsida, Fabales, Fabaceae. The record is from RefSeq and is a predicted model, not a curated record. Gene Ontology annotation, molecular function: protein binding.